AUGGAUAACUCAGCUAAUGAUCAAGAGGAUUUGAUUGCAUUUCUGGAAGAAGCUGAUCUUGAGCAGUAUUAUGGGUGUUUUAGGGAUAUUUUGAAAGUCACAAAAUUAUCACAGCUAAAGUUUGUGGCUGUUGAAGAUUUAAUUCAAAUUGGACUUUCUAAGCCAGAACAACGAAGAUACAAGAAAUUGUAUUCCAGAUAUUUCCCGAACACAUAUAUAACUAAACUGAAGAGACUUAUAAGCGGCCACCGAAAGGCAGAUUUAAUGAAACAGGAGCAAAUAAAUGUAACACUUGAUGUACAGACAUCAGACAUGAAUGUAAAAGUGCCGACAAAACAUAUUAUUUCAAUUGAGGACAUUACAAUUAAUAAGGAACUUGGCAUGGGACAGUUUGGAGUUGUGCAGCAAGGCACAUGGAAUACUGGAAAUCAAAGACUGCAGGUAGCAAUCAAAUGCCUUGGAAAUGAAAAGAUGACAUCAAACUCAACAGAGUUCCUCAAGGAAGCAGCAGUGAUGCAUAGUAUUGAACAUCCCAAUAUUGUACGCUUGUAUGGAGUUGUAUUGCAUUUAGAUUCUUUGAUGUUGGUGACUGAACUUGCACCAUUGAGAUCGCUUCUUGAGUGUUUGAGGGAGGUUACAUUGCGUAUUGACUUCUCUGUAGCGGUGCUUUGUGAGUUUGCGGAACAGAUCUGUGAUGGAAUGACUUACUUAGAGAAGAAAAGACUGAUACAUAGGGAUUUGGCAGCUCGGAACAUCUUAGUAUUCUGCAAGGAUAGAGUGAAGAUAUCCGAUUUUGGUCUGUCCCGAGCUCUGGGAGUCGGAAAAGAUUACUACCAGACAAAUUAUAAUGUGAAUCUCAAAUUGCCAGUAGCUUGGUGCGCCCCGGAAUGCAUCCUCUACCUUAGAUUCACUUCUGCAAGCGAUGUUUGGGCGUUCGCUGUCUGUCUGUGGGAGAUGUUCACGUAUGGAUUCCAGCCGUGGGCUGCUUUUUCAGGACAGCAGAUUCUGGAGGCCAUUGACGCUCCCAAUUUUCAGCGUUUGGAGCGUCCGGAUUGUUGCCCCGAUUCUUAUUAUUCAUUGAUGUUGGAGUGCUGGUCGCAUGAUCCAAAUGAUCGACCAAAAUUCAAAGACCUUGCAAUUAAAUUGCGUGGGAUACGUCCUGAAGAGGUUCAGGCCAUAUCAACAUAUAAGAAACAUGAAGAUGGCAGACGAAGCAACUUUCUCGAAUACAAGACGGGACAAAAGAUCACUGUGAUCGGAAAACAAAAUUAUACUAAAUCUGCUAUGUGGUAUGGAGUGCUGCCAGGCGGUGCGUGUGGACUUUUCGAUCCAAAUCAAACCAAACCUUAUGUAAAGCCCGAGCGAAGUUUGCCUGGCUCACUGUCUCAUCCAACUCGCAAUUCAACUCGUAACAUUCGAUCAUCCCUAUUGCGGUCGGAUCUCAAAAGACACACAUACUCCGGCAAACGUACCAUACAGAGAAGCAUGAUAUCAAGUCCACAGGGUGACGUUAAACACACCAGCCACUUUGGCCUUGACGGUGCAUACUUUGGCGAUAUAUCCUUUUUGGAUUCCGCCGGCAUUCCACCACGGCAGGUUGUGACUCCUUACAAACCAUCUGAGGAUCUGGAGCAGAUGCCGCUCAUAAAUCCACACUCGCCAUCUCAUUUCAGCGCCUUCCCGCUGCUUGAUUCACCAAAACAGGAUAAUGAUGCUAACCCUGACGGCAAAUUCAAAGGUAUGAUAAGACCUCUCAAAACCAUUAAUGAGCCGACUACAAGUAAAAGCUUCAUCUACAAGGUAAGGUCAAAGGUGAAGAGUGCGACGUUGGGACGUUCGAACAAGAGUGAUGAAGGUGAUAACAACGACGAAGUCCACGAGUACCACGAGAUAUCCGACACUGAUACGGAGAGUAUUGCGGCCGAAAACAAAGGUGAAGGGGGUCCAGAGAGUCCCGGGAUUGUUGUUAAGAGCUAUGCUGACUUCAGCAAGAGUCUUCUAGAAGAAAUGGAGACUAUCUUCCGCAGUCUAGAACACAAGCGGGGCGACGAACCGAUACUUGAAACAAGGAUACGUAUACGCAUCGUAAGAAUCAAGGAUAGCGAUGUUGAAGCAGCCUUGAGGCUCCAUAAUUUGAACCAAUUGGAGAAGAGGAAGGGUAACUCUGGUACAAUGAAGCCAAUGUCAGCUCACGAUGAAAAAACUCUCAAUACGGCCGUGGCUAUGGCCAAUGAGAUUACUACCAAGUCCAUGAACGAUCUCGGCGGUGUGACCAAGCCAUUGAACUCACCGAGCUCCAAAUUCCACUUCAGGUUCCCGUUAGUGACGUCGCUUAAUACACACAGCAUACAUCACGAAUCCCCAAAGGAAAAUGGAGUCCAACACCGUAACUUCACGGAGCAAGCGAGAAGCGUUCCUGAUAUACAGGCUUCGCUCACUGAGGAGAGUCGUCAGGCGUACGUGAGUUUGAUCGAGCAGCCUGUACCGUCACGAGCUAUGAGGGCCCAGCUGUCCCGCGAGAUGCCGAGCACGUCCGGGCUGCACUACACACCGCCGCCGCCGCCACCGCCGCCCUCCAUCACACCGCAUGUCACGCUACCGAAGAUUGAACAUGAGCUAGGAAAUUCUUCACAGGAUUCAGAUUCAAGUGAUGACGACGAUGACAGCGAGAGCGGAAACGUCAUUCCAUUACCGCCUCGGGGCACCAAGCCGAAAUUAGUUGACAAACCGCGGCACGUCCGUAAAUAUCCUCUGCGUCUACCAAACGAGCCGGCCCCGAGCGUCGUACAAGAGCGACCAGCGGCUGCUAUAUAUCAGAACACGAUCACUUGCGCCAUCCACGGAGUGCAGAUAGUAGACGGGCCAGUGGCAGGGCCGAGUGGUGUGGAUGUGUACGAUGGGCCGGAACAUAAAGACACCAAUCCGUUUAAUUCCAUGCAGGACAGCGCCACGGCCUCAGCGAACCCAUUCCAAUGUUACAUAACAGACAACGUUGACGACAACUCCGAUGACGAGUAUGAAGGCCCCGUUCAAGUCAAUGGACCUGGCGUUAUAGAAGUCUCUCUAUCAAAAGAUCAUGUAUCAGUGGAAGAUUUGCUAGAGUUUGCUGAUCAAAAGCCGUCAGCUCAGCAGCGCGGCGUCGAGUCGGAUGAAGUCAGGAUUAUGAACAAAGUCCUCAAACUUGAAGUUUCACCGGAAGAAUGUCUUGAAGCUUUGGAGUUCAGCAACUGGAAUGUCCACAACGCUAUCAAAGUGUUGCGCGUCAAGAUAGCAUCCAAGAACGACAAAGUAACUCUCGAAGAUUGCCAACGAGAACUCGAUUCAAAUGACGGCGAUAUACUUAAAGCUGCAAAAGUCCUGCGCGAUCAUAAAAUCAGCGAGUAA
Messenger RNA from Danaus chrysippus (African queen), 3384 nucleotides. The record is from the annotation of a GenBank genome assembly. NCBI's taxonomy places the organism in Eukaryota, Metazoa, Arthropoda, Insecta, Lepidoptera, Nymphalidae.